AUGACGUUAUAUCUGGAACAAUUUAACGACACGGUGAUCCGUACUACGUAUGAAGAGUUUCCUCUUCUGAUGCCUAGAUGGGGUUACGUAGCCUCCGCUUUUGUUUUGUUUCUUAUAGGUUUUUUUGGAUUCUUCCUGAAUCUUAUGGUCAUUUUGCUUAUGUUCAAGGAUCGUCAGCUCUGGACGCCGUUGAAUAUAAUAUUAUUUAAUUUAGUUUGCUCCGAUUUCUCCGUGUCGCUUUUGGGAAAUCCUUUUACGUUGAUAUCUGCUCUCUUCCAUCAUUGGAUAUUCGGACAUACUCUAUGCGUGCUCUAUGGAUUUUUCAUGGCAUUAUUAGGUAUAACCUCAAUCACGACUCUGACAGUAAUAUCCUUUGAGCGGUAUAUGAUGGUAACGAAGCCCUUUAGCUCAAGGCAUCUUACUUCAAAGGGUGCGGUACUGUCAAUUGUUUUUAUAUGGGCGUACGCUUUGGCUCUAACAACGCCACCACUCUUUGGUUGGGGUAAAUAUGAGAAUGAAGCGGCUAAUAUCAGUUGUUCGGUGAAUUGGCAUGAACAAUCGUUCAACACGCUAACGUAUAUUCUCUUCCUCUUCGCAAUGGGUCAGAUCCUGCCCUUCACCAUCAUUACAUUCAGUUACGUCAAUAUCAUACGCACUAUGAGAAAGAACUCACAGCGACUGGGACGUGUGAAUCGCGCUGAAGCUCGAGCUACUGCAAUGGUUUUACUAAUGAUUAUAUCAUUCACUGUAUCUUGGACACCUUAUUCUCUUUUUGCUUUAAUGGAACAAUUUGCUACAGAAGGCAUAGUCUCGCCUGGUGCAGGAGUUAUACCAGCAUUAGUUGCAAAGAGCUCUAUUUGCUACGAUCCACUCAUCUACGUCGGCAUGAACACACAGUUUCGCCAGUCCAUUAAACGUGUUUUCAGCAUACAAACUAAAUGUAGAAACUCUGAAACCGAAAGAGGAGACGUUAACACUUUCUUAUCACCGAGUCAUAAAUUAUCUGUAUUAAAAAAUACUACUUUACGAAAUUCUUCAGAAACAUUUAUAUUGAAUACACCCAAAAAAGUUAAUAAAUGCGAUACAAAUUCAGAUGAUAAAAUUAACAUAACAAUAAAUGAAAAAGCUAACAAACAACUUCAGAAAGUUUCCAAAUUAUGUUUGAUAGAAGAAAAAAUGAGCGUAUCAGAUGCAGAAAGAUCGGGCGAAACUAUUUUUGAUGAUGAUACAAGUAACAGUAAUAGAAAACUAGAAAAAUCUUGUAUAUUAAAUGAUCAGUCUCCUGUUCUUACAAUAGUCGAUGCUAACAAACUUUGCUUUACGAAAGUGGCCAAACGAGAAAAUGAGAAACAACUUUAUGAGGAACUUUUUACGGAAGUCAAAAAAAUAGAUAACACUGAUCAGAGUUUUAAACGUCCCAAAACAUUAAAACAUAGUUAUUCCCUAGAUUUAGGUUCCAUUUCACAUGAAGGGAAACGACGAAAGUUUUCCAUUGAAACUAAAUUAGAAUCUAUUGUUGUACCUAAAAGUUUUAUGGGAAAAGUGAUGAGUAAGUUUUUUGAACAAAAUGGUAAACAGAAUAAAAUAAAAACAUAUUUAUGUGAAAAGCAAGAUAACCAAGGGAAUGAAGAAUUAACUUAAUUAUUCAUUUGAAAAUUGUUUGAAUUUCAAAUG
Papilio machaon (common yellow swallowtail) is the source of this 1674-nucleotide messenger RNA. RefSeq names its product parapinopsin-like. The transcript is spliced from 7 exons. Gene Ontology annotation, molecular function: G protein-coupled receptor activity. Gene Ontology annotation, biological process: G protein-coupled receptor signaling pathway. The coding region runs from base 1 to 1641 and encodes 546 amino acids. Lineage: Eukaryota; Metazoa; Arthropoda; Insecta; Lepidoptera; Papilionidae. Gene Ontology annotation, cellular component: membrane; photoreceptor outer segment. The record is from RefSeq and is a predicted model, not a curated record.